Messenger RNA from Naegleria fowleri, 1284 nucleotides. RefSeq lists its product as uncharacterized. The transcript has a single exon. Gene Ontology annotation, molecular function: phosphoprotein phosphatase activity. The record is from RefSeq and is a predicted model, not a curated record. NCBI's taxonomy places the organism in Eukaryota, Heterolobosea, Eutetramitea, Acrasida, Naegleriidae. The coding region runs from base 1 to 1284 and encodes 427 amino acids.
AUGAAAAGAGUUGCUACUGUUGGAGCAAAGUUCUACAAGUCCCACAACAAACUUGUUCAUUCCCCUUCCUCUUCAUCAUCGUCCGGUUCACCCUCUACCACUUCUUUUGCUUCCUUGAGCGAAUUGGCUGAAUAUCAUGGAGUGUUCGAAUCAGAAAGUGUCGUCGUGAAUUCUCCUUCUGCAACAACGACCACAUCCACAACUACUCAACCAUCAUCAUCAUCCUCUCACCAUAAAAUUUCCCCGCUUCGGCAUAUCAGUUCCUCUUGCGAUGAUUUGUCCAACAUGUUUGAACAUUUGGCAUUGGAUCAUUCUGAGAGCAACAAUAGUGUUGAGCUGAGCAGUAAUGGUGAUGAUGUUGAUUCCAGUCAUACUGCAGAUGUUCUUCUUGUUGUCAAUAAUCUUGACAAGAACAACGAUGACCUCCUCCUUUCUCAUCAAGAUUCCUCUCCUGACAUGACGACUCCCACCACCACAGCCCCCACUCUCACUUCUACCACCACUCCUUCUGUUGAAAAGGUCGUCGAUGCUGUCAUUGUUGAAAAGGUCGUAGUUAGACCCAUUUCCUCUACUCCUAAAAUUUUAAAGAAAAAGAAGAGCAAGAUUGCAAUUCCUCCUCAAGCAGAACAUCAUCAAGGAAGAAAGACCAUUGUUUUGGAUUUGGAUGAGACUCUCAUCAAGAGUUUUCAUCAAGAACCUGACUCCUUUGAUUUCACAAUUGACAUUGAGUUUCCACAUCUUGGACAAAUGGUGUCUCAGCAUGUCUAUAUUAAGACUCGUCCUGGUCUCAAUCACUUUCUUGAACAACUUCAUUCCAAGUUUGAGUUAGUCAUGUUCACUGCUGCAUUACCAGUCUAUGCCAAUUCCAUUUUAAAACAUAUUGACCCUGAAGGAAAAUACUUUUCCCAUGUACUAUAUAGACACCACUGCAAAGGCCAAGGGGCCUUCCCUGGUAAGGACCUCAGCAUUCUUGGCCGUGACCUUUCAAACACAAUUCUCGUAGACGAUGGAGUUCUCAACUUUCUUCAACCAAGGAAUGGCCUUCUCAUCAAAUCCUUCAAGGGAGAAGAAGACGACAAGGUUCUCUCCGACAUUGUCUUGCCAUUUUUACUUCAACUGAGUGAUCCAUCAAUCUCAGUGUAUGAGAUUGUUGAGAAGUAUAGAAACUUUUUGGCAAUCACUUACACAUUUGAAUAUGCCGAUUCUAUUGAAAAGUCUCAUUACACUCACUAUAUUAAUUUAAAUUCAAGACAAGUUGAGCAUCGUCAAUUGUGCAUGUACUAA